GAGGCGCCGGGGCGCGCCGGCCAUGUUGGGGAGUGCGGCACCGCGGCCCGCGCCACCUCCGCCCCCCGCGGCUUGCCUCCAGCCCGCCCCUCCCGGCCCUCCUCCCCCCGCCCGCCGCUCCGUGCAGCCUGAGAGGAAACAAAGUGCUGCGAGCAGGAGACGGCGGCGGCGCGAACCCUGCUGGGCCUCCAGUCACCCUCGUCUUGCAUUUUCCCGCGUGCGUGUGUGAGUGGGUGUGUGUGUUUUCUUACAAAGGGCAUUUCGCGAUCGAUCGAUUGAUUCGUAGUUCCCCCCGCGCGCGCCUUUGCCCUUUGUGCUGUAAUCGAGCUCCCGCCAUCCCAGGUGCUUCUCCGUUCCUCUAAACGCCAGCGUCUGGACGUGAGCGCAGGUCGCCGGUUUGUGCCUUCGGUCCCCGCUUCGCCCCCUGCCGUCCCCUCCUUGUCACGGUCCCGCUCGCGGCCUCGCCGCCCCGCUGUCUCCGCCGCCCGCCAUGGCGACUGCGACCCCCGUGCCGCCGCGGAUGGGCAGCCGCGCUGGCGGCCCCACCACGCCGCUGAGCCCCACGCGGCUGUCUCGGCUCCAGGAGAAGGAGGAGCUGCGCGAGCUCAAUGACCGGCUGGCGGUGUACAUCGACAAGGUGCGCAGCCUGGAGACGGAGAACAGCGCGCUGCAGCUGCAGGUGACGGAGCGCGAGGAGGUGCGCGGCCGCGAGCUCACCGGCCUCAAGGCGCUCUACGAGACCGAGCUGGCCGACGCGCGACGCGCGCUCGACGACACGGCCCGCGAGCGCGCCAAGCUGCAGAUCGAGCUGGGCAAGUGCAAGGCGGAACACGACCAGCUGCUCCUCAACUAUGCUAAGAAGGAAUCUGAUCUUAAUGGCGCCCAGAUCAAGCUUCGAGAAUAUGAAGCAGCACUGAAUUCGAAAGAUGCAGCUCUUGCUACUGCACUUGGUGACAAAAAAAGUUUAGAGGGAGAUUUGGAGGAUCUGAAGGAUCAGAUUGCCCAGUUGGAAGCCUCCUUAGCUGCAGCCAAAAAACAGUUAGCAGAUGAAACUUUACUUAAAGUAGAUUUGGAGAAUCGUUGUCAGAGCCUUACUGAGGACUUGGAGUUUCGCAAAAACAUGUAUGAAGAGGAGAUUAACGAGACCAGAAGGAAGCAUGAAACACGCUUGGUAGAGGUGGAUUCUGGGCGUCAAAUUGAGUAUGAGUACAAGCUGGCGCAAGCCCUUCAUGAGAUGAGAGAGCAACAUGAUGCCCAAGUGAGGCUGUAUAAGGAGGAGCUGGAGCAGACUUACCAUGCCAAACUUGAGAAUGCCAGACUGUCAUCAGAGAUGAAUACUUCUACUGUCAACAGUGCCAGGGAAGAACUGAUGGAAAGCCGCAUGAGAAUUGAGAGCCUUUCAUCCCAGCUUUCUAAUCUACAGAAAGAGUCUAGAGCAUGUUUGGAAAGGAUUCAAGAAUUAGAGGACUUGCUUGCUAAAGAAAAAGACAACUCUCGUCGCAUGCUGACAGACAAAGAGAGAGAGAUGGCGGAAAUAAGGGAUCAAAUGCAGCAACAGCUGAAUGACUAUGAACAGCUUCUUGAUGUAAAGUUAGCCCUGGACAUGGAAAUCAGUGCUUACAGGAAACUCUUAGAAGGCGAAGAAGAGAGGUUGAAGCUGUCUCCAAGCCCUUCUUCCCGUGUGACAGUAUCCCGAGCAUCCUCAAGUCGUAGUGUACGUACAACUAGAGGAAAGCGGAAGAGGGUUGAUGUGGAAGAAUCAGAGGCGAGUAGUAGUGUUAGCAUCUCUCAUUCUGCCUCAGCCACUGGAAAUGUUUGCAUCGAAGAAAUUGAUGUUGAUGGGAAAUUUAUCCGCUUGAAGAACACUUCUGAACAGGAUCAACCAAUGGGAGGCUGGGAGAUGAUCAGAAAAAUUGGAGACACAUCAGUCAGUUAUAAAUAUACCUCAAGAUAUGUGCUGAAGGCAGGCCAGACUGUUACAAUUUGGGCUGCAAACGCUGGUGUCACAGCCAGCCCCCCAACUGACCUCAUCUGGAAGAACCAGAACUCGUGGGGCACUGGCGAAGAUGUGAAGGUUAUAUUGAAAAAUUCUCAGGGAGAGGAGGUUGCUCAAAGAAGUACAGUCUUUAAAACAACCAUACCUGAAGAAGAGGAGGAGGAGGAAGAAGCAGCUGGAGUGGUUGUUGAGGAAGAACUUUUCCACCAGCAGGGAACCCCAAGAGCAUCCAAUAGAAGCUGUGCAAUUAUGUAAAAUUUUCAACUGUCUUCCUCAAAAUAAAGAAGUAUGGUAAUCCUUACCUGUAUACAGUGCAGAGCCUUCUCAGAAGCACAGAAUAUUUUUAUAUUUCCUUUAUGUGAAUUUUUAAGCUGCAAAUCUGAUGGCCUUAAUUUCCUUUUUGACACUGAAAGUUUUGUAAAAGAAAUCAUGUCCAUACACUUUGUUGCAAGAUGUGAAUUAUUGACACUGAACUUAAUAACUGUGUACUGUUCGGAAGGGGUUCCUCAAAUUUUUUGACUUUUUUUGUAUGUGUGUUUUUUCUUUUUUUUUAAGUUCUUAUGAGGAGGGGAGGGUAAAUAAACCACUGUGCGUCUUGGUGUAAUUUGAAGAUUGCUCCAUCUAGACUAGCAAUCUGCUCUUCAUUAUUCUCUGCUAUAUACAAAACGGUGCUGUGAGGGAGGGGAAAAGCAUUUUUCAAUAUAUUGAACUUUUGUACUGAAUUUUUUUGUAAUAAGCAAUCAAGGUUAUAAUUUUUUUUAAAAUAGAAAUUUUGUAAGAAGGCAAUAUUAACCUAAUCACCAUGUAAGCACUCUGGAUGAUGGAUUCCACAAAACUUGGUUUUAUGGUUAUUUCUUCUCUUAGAUUCUUAAUUCAUGAGGAGGGUGGGGGAGGGAGGUGGAGGGAGGGAAGGGUUUCUCUAUUAAAAUGCAUUCGUUGUGUUUUUUAAGAUAGUGUAACUUGCUUAAAUUUCUUAUGUGACAUUAACAAAUAAAAAAAGCUCUUUUAA
Molecule: messenger RNA, 3005 nt
Organism: Gorilla gorilla gorilla (western lowland gorilla)
Lineage: Eukaryota; Metazoa; Chordata; Mammalia; Primates; Hominidae
Gene: LMNB1
Product: lamin B1
Exons: 11
Coding region: 491-2251 (586 amino acids)
Biological process (GO): heterochromatin formation; nuclear pore localization; nuclear migration
Cellular component (GO): nuclear lamina; nuclear envelope
Molecular function (GO): structural constituent of cytoskeleton
Source: RefSeq, a predicted model, not a curated record